AUGCAGCUGCGAGUAUUAUUCUCGUUGGCCAUCAGCACCACUCCCAUUGUGGCCGAACAUUGGAAGCCCGAAGCAGGAACACCAUGGCAAAUAGUCCUAUCGGAAGACCUCAAACCCCCAUAUCCAGCCGGGGUCAAGGCAAUAGAUGGUGACCUUUACAGCAACAAUGAGUCCAUCUGGUCCGAUCUCAAGUCGUCCGGCCACAAGACCAUCUGCUACUUCUCAGCCGGCUCAUACGAAGACUGGCGACCUGACGCCAACGAGUUCAACAAAGAUACUGACAUCGGCUCACCUCUCAAGGGCUGGAAAGGAGAGUGGUGGGUCAACACAAAGUCCGACAAUGUCCGACGCAUCAUGGGCAAGCGCAUGGAUCUGGCCAGGCAGAAGGGUUGUGACGCUGUUGAUCCUGACAACGUCGAUGCUUACGAUAAUGACAACGGCCUGGGCCUCACGGAAGACGAUGCUGCGGACUAUAUUCACUUCCUAUCUACAGAGGCACAUAACCGCGAUCUCGCCAUAGGUCUGAAGAACGCCGGAUCGAUUGUUGACAGAGUUCUGGAUGCCGUCGACUUUCAAGUCAACGAGCAGUGCCAGGAGAACAACGAGUGUGAUCAGUUCCGUGCUUUCAUUGACGCGGAUAAGCCAGUUUUCGGGAUUGAAUAUACCAAGGAAGAGAACUCAAUACCCUCCAGCAAGGACGUCGACAAGGUUUGCGCGAACAAAGAUGCCGCAGGCUUCUCUACGCUCAUUAAGCAUAUGAGUCUCAAUGACUGGGUGGUCUCAUGCAACAUCACAUCCACAGCAGGUGAAAACGGCACGUCGAAUAGGAACAGCGGUGGUUCGCCCAGUAGUGGAGCCACUUCUACUUCGUACGAGAGUGGUGCAAGUGCGCUCCAUAGCGCUGUCGGCGUAGUGGUAUUACUUGCCCUUGGAAGCUUCGUCCUGUAA
Fulvia fulva is the source of this 948-nucleotide messenger RNA. RefSeq lists its product as uncharacterized. Bases 1 to 948 code for a protein of 315 amino acids. NCBI's taxonomy places the organism in Eukaryota, Fungi, Ascomycota, Dothideomycetes, Mycosphaerellales, Mycosphaerellaceae. The transcript is spliced from 2 exons. The record is from RefSeq and is a predicted model, not a curated record.